GAGACCGUUACACUCGCUCUCAGACUGUUCAAUGGCGUGGCAUACACUUUGAGCACGCAUGAGACAAAAGAGAUUAGUUUCUCCCUGGAUUGGAUCAAAUCAUCAGAGGCUCGCGCACGACAUGAAACACUAGGUGUGCUGGUUCAUGAGGUCAUGCAUUGCUAUCGGUACAAUACAAAAGAGACAUGUCCAGGGUGUCUUAUCGAGGGUAUUGCUACUAUAUUGCAGGUGCUUCAUGCUGGUUUUGCACUACCACACUGGAGACCUAGAGCUGAGGAGAAGUAG
Messenger RNA from Suillus subaureus, 285 nucleotides. RefSeq lists its product as uncharacterized. The annotation marks the transcript as partial. The transcript is spliced from 2 exons. The record is from RefSeq and is a predicted model, not a curated record. NCBI's taxonomy places the organism in Eukaryota, Fungi, Basidiomycota, Agaricomycetes, Boletales, Suillaceae.